Molecule: messenger RNA, 810 nt
Organism: Dentiscutata erythropus
Lineage: Eukaryota; Fungi; Glomeromycota; Glomeromycetes; Diversisporales; Gigasporaceae
Source: the annotation of a GenBank genome assembly
AUGUCAUUUUACAAAAGUCGGUAUAUUAUUCCUGAAGAAGAAAAUGAAAAAUCUGCUACUGUUAACAAAAAUAAUACGGUCAUAAAUAAAAUUUUUGGCAUAAUAUUGCUUGUACAACUUUUUGUUAUAUUUUUAAUUUGGGCGGUCAAGAAGUCGCAACAUUCAUAUUUGUACAUUGAGCCUUACGAGCCAGUUGAACAUGGUACUUUUGAGGACGACAUCUCAACUUUUUCGUAUAUAUGUUGGUCGAGAAUAAACUCAAUGCGUGAUUUUUAUUACAUAGUUAUUAGUGGAAGCAGUGGAUUUGGAAGUCCAAAUAAUUACAAUCGAAUAGAAGGAAAAGAAGACUUGGUUUACCCUUCUUCUACCCCAAAUGCACCAGAUUCGUUAAAUAAAUGGCCAGAUUAUUUAAAAGAAAUAUAUAUUAAAAAAAAACAGUUACAGACCAAUCUUGAAUGGGAAGAAUUUUCAAGUAGAUUUCAGCACGCAAUAAUGAUUCAUAAAGCUGUUAGUAUAUAUGAAUACGAAAACACUAAAACUAAAGAAAUUAGUAAAUUUAUUAAGGAGGCUAUUCCGUUCUAUAACGAAAAGUCAAACUAUUAUAAUGAAUUUAUGCGUUGGAAAAAAUUUUAUGAGAUGAUAAGAUUAAUUAUUGAACCUCUUGAAAAAGAAAACAUUCCAUUGGAUUUUUGUCACAAAAAACUAUGUGGUAUUGGUUUCACGGUUAAUUAUCUGAGCGAAGUUAAAAAAGACGAAUUUGAGAAAGUUGCUGAAGCUUUUGUAACAAAUUGUAUUAACGAAUACAAAAAG